AUGAUGCCGAAUCUUUCAGGUCUAAAGGAUAUCAUGGACAAUCCUGAAGGUCUGCAGCGCCUCCUCGACAUGGUGCAGCAUGACGCGAUGGAUGCUGAAGCUCGCGGAGAGACGUUCCAAGAGCGAAUGAUGCGUGAACGGGCUGAAUGGACGGAGACCGACGACAGGGUCAAAGAACAGGGAAACCAAGCAUUCCGUGCAGGGGACUUCCGGCGGGCAUACCUGUGCUACACGGGGGUGAUCGACGUAAGCUGCCACUGGCACGACGCCGCGUACUGGCUCAACCGCGCGGCCGUCUGUUUGAAGCUGAACGCGUAUGCCUGCGCUGAGGACGAUGCUAACAUGGCAUGGCAGCGGAAACCGUCGGCCAAAGCUUUGUAUCGUCGCGGGCAGGCCCGCCGUUUCCUUGGCCGCCUGGCUGAAGCUGAACGUGAUCUCAGCGACGCUCUACGUAUGGAGUCUAGCAACAAGGCCCUUGCGGAUGAGCUCGCCCUUAUUCAAUUCCUACGCACGAAGUCAGAUGAGGAGCUUCAAGAGUGGCUUGCCGAGAACAAGGGCGUCGACAGACCUCUUUCCGGUGUUUCAGACGAGGACCUUCGAGAGCUGGCUGCAAAGAUGUAUAAGGAGUGCCAACCGCCUGGUUGGCAAAUGCGUAUAUAG
Molecule: messenger RNA, 660 nt
Organism: Sparassis crispa
Lineage: Eukaryota; Fungi; Basidiomycota; Agaricomycetes; Polyporales; Sparassidaceae
Product: TPR-like protein
Exons: 3
Coding region: 1-660 (219 amino acids)
Molecular function (GO): protein binding
Source: RefSeq, a predicted model, not a curated record